Blepharisma stoltei is the source of this 207-nucleotide messenger RNA. The record is from the annotation of a GenBank genome assembly. Lineage: Eukaryota; Ciliophora; Heterotrichea; Heterotrichida; Blepharismidae.
AUGGGACAAAAGGAGAUUGUAAAGCAAAGCGACGCCAAGCUUCAUUCGCAGAUUUUUUUAAAACGAUUACUUGGAAUGCAGAGAUUAAAAACGCUGCAUUUGCUCUUUUCGCUUGAUUUGUGGAACAGUAGUGAAAAAUUUGAAGAUUUUGAUAGCGAGAGUCACAGAGAAGUUUCUCCAAGUUUGAGCAGUACCGAUGAAUCAUAG